CGAGAGUUGGCGGCGACGGGUGGUGGAAAGGUGCUUCCCUGCAGCGCUUCAUCUCGUGAAAGCUCAAGGGGACAGUCAGAGAAGGUCCUUUCCACAAGGGGAAUUUAUAGACUUUUCCUGCUGAGACCUCAAUUUGUGUCUAAGAAAGACAGAAAGAAAUUACUGUAAAAGAUUGGAAUAACUUAAAUCAUCCAAAAUGGAAGCAUACAUAAUGAAACAACUUUUAGUACUUCCAUAGAAAAAGGGCAUAUACCUAUAGACAACAUUAGAAUAUAAGGACUUGAAGCAGUUGAGAAUGUCUCUGCCAAGUCGACAAACAGCUAUUGUUAACCCUCCACCACCAGCAUAUAUAAAUACUAAGAAAAAUGGGCGAUUGACGAAUCAACUGCAGUAUCUACAAAAAGUUGUCCUGAAGGCUUUGUGGAAGCAUAGUUUUUCCUGGCCUUUUCAGCAGCCUGUGGAUGCUGUCAAACUAAAGUUGCCUGAUUAUUACACCAUAAUAAAAAACCCAAUGGAUUUAAAUACAAUCCGGAAACGCUUGGAACAUAAAUAUUAUGUGAAAGCUUUGGAAUGUAUAGAAGACUUCAAUACAAUGUUUUCAAAUUGUUAUUUAUACAACAAGCCUGGAGAUGACAUCGUUCUUAUGGCACAAGCUCUAGAAAAGCUGUUCAGACAGAAAUUAUCUCAGAUGCCACAAGAAGAACAAGUUGUGGGUGGUAAGGAAAGAAUAAAGAAAGAUACUCAACAGAAUGCAGCAGUUUCUGUUAAAGAAAAACAAUCCCUCAAAGCACUGGAAAAAAUAAUUAAGCAGCAAGCAAUUCCCUCUGUAUUUCCCAAAACAUCUAUUUCUCCUUCAAACAUGGCACAAAGUGCUCCACUGAACUCUGCCUCACAAACAGGCACCCAAGUUACAAAGGGUAUGAAGAGGAAAGCAGAUACAAUUCCUACAGCUUCAGUCGUUAAAGCAAGUGGUGAAUCUUCCCCAACACUUACAGAAAAAAAAUCAGGGAAAAUGCCACCUAUAAAAGAAAAUGUGUUGACGAAUGUUUUGACGGAUUCUCAGCAACAAUAUAAAGUUGUAAAGAAUGUUCAAGUAACCGAACAAUUAAGGCACUGUAAUGAGAUUCUUAAAGAAAUGCUUGCAAAGAAACACUUGUCAUAUGCAUGGCCCUUUUAUAAUCCUGUUGACAUUAAUGCUUUGGGACUGCAUAACUACAAUGAUAUUGUGAAAAAUCCAAUGGAUCUUGGAACCAUCAAGGCAAAAAUGGAUAACCAAGAAUAUAAACAUGCGUAUGAAUUUGCUGCAGAUGUUAGAUUAAUGUUCAUGAAUUGCUACCAAUACAGUCCUCCAGAUCAUGAAGUAGUUACAAUGGCAAGAAUGCUUCAGGAUGUUUUCGAAAUGCAUUUUGCAAAGAUCCCAGAUGAACCUGUUGAGAGUAUGCCUGUAUGUUACAUCAAAACAGAUACCACAGAAACCCUUGGUAGAGAAAGGAGUAGUGAAGCUUCCUCUGCAGAUGACUCUUCUAGUGAUUCUGAAGAUGAACAAGCUCAGAGUCUUGAAAAGCUUCAGGAGCAGCUUAAAGCUGUUCAUCAACAGCUACCGGUUCUGUCCCAAGUACCUUUCAAUAAGCGAAAGAGAAAGAAUGAGAAGUCUAAAAGGGAAAAGAAAAAAGAAAAGAUUGAUAAUAGAGGUGAAAAUCCAAGGAAAAAGUUUAAGCAAAUAAAAUUAAAGGAAAAGUCCAAGUGCAAUCAGCCAAAGAAGGGGAAACAACAGGUCUUCGCUGCGAAAUCUGAAGAUAAAGAUAAUGCUAAACCUAUGAACUAUGAUGAGAAAAGACAGUUAAGCUUGGAUAUAAACAAACUCCCUGGAGAUAAACUUGGGCAUGUCGUUCAUAUAAUACUGUGCAGAGAGCCUUCACUGAGAAAUUCCAGCCCUAAUGAGAUAGAUAUAGACUUUGAAACACUGACAGCAUCAACACUGAGAGAACUGGAAAAAUAUGUUGCUGCAUGUCUGAGAAAAAGACCAGUAAAACCUCAUGGUAAGAGAAUAAUGAAGUCCAAAGAAGAACUUCAUUCACAGAAAAAACAAGAAUUGGAAAAGCAGUUACAGGAUGUCAGUAAUCAGUUAAAUUCUAGAAAACAUCAAACAAAACCUGAGAAAACGCAAUCAUCCAAGGCCAUUGGAAGUGGUUCCCGACUGAGUGAAAGCAGCAGCAGUAGCAGCAGCAGUAGCUCAUCAGAGUCUGAAAGUAGUAGCAGGGAUUCAAGUUCUUCAGACAGCAGUGAUUCCGAAUCAGAAAUGUUUCCUAAAUUUACUGGAGUAGAACAGAAUGAUUCUUCUUCUAAAGAGAAAGUAAAGCGGAUACAAUCAUCUGUGCAAUAUACAGCCUCUGGGAAAACUAGUCUUGUUCAUCAGACUACAUGUUCAGGUGGAACACCACCAAAUCCCUACCAGUUAGUAUUUAAUUAUCAAGAAUCAGAAUGUUUACAGAGUGUGGAAAACAUUUCACCUUUACAAAUUCUGCCUCUUUCAGAUAACCCUGAACAACACUUGAAUGGCCUAACUGUGAUGCAUCAGUCCGGUGAUAAUGACACAGUGGUAUUAGAAUCAGAAUGUCAAGUUCCAGUGCAAAAGGAUAUAAAGAUCAAGAAUGCAGAUUCUUGGAAAAGUUUAGGCAAACCAGUCAAAACAUCAGGGGUAGUGAAAUCAUCAGAUGAGCUCUUCAACCAAUUUAGAAAAGCAGCGAUAGAAAAGGAAGUGAGAGCUCGAACACAGGAACUAAUACAGAAACAUCUGGAACAGAAUACAAAGGAACCAAAAGUAUUUCAAGGAAAUCAAAGGGACCAUGGCUUCACUCUAGAAUCUUUUCCAAAUAAAAUGCAAAACAAGUGUCUUGGAGAAGAGCAGAAAGAACAUCAGCAGUCACUGGAAGCUCAAGAUGGAGGCAAACUCUGGCUUCUCAAAGACCGUAAUUUAGCAAGGGAGAAAGAGCAAGAGCGGAGGAGAAGAGAAGCAAUGGCUGGUACCAUUGAUAUGACUCUUCAAAGUGACAUUAUGACAAUGUUUGAAAACAACUUUGAUUAAAACUAGGUUUUUUAAUUAACCAUCAACUUAAAUGAAUAAUACAAAAGAUUAAAAUGCAAAUGGUAAAAUAAUUGCUUUCAGACACCAAGAUACCAGUCUUAUACUGUAUUUUGACCGCUCUUAGAUGAUUAAACAAUUUUCA
Molecule: messenger RNA, 3227 nt
Organism: Orcinus orca (killer whale)
Lineage: Eukaryota; Metazoa; Chordata; Mammalia; Artiodactyla; Delphinidae
Gene: BRDT
Product: bromodomain testis associated
Exons: 19
Coding region: 296-3085 (929 amino acids)
Biological process (GO): chromatin remodeling; positive regulation of transcription elongation by RNA polymerase II
Cellular component (GO): chromatin; nucleus
Source: RefSeq, a predicted model, not a curated record